Molecule: messenger RNA, 2055 nt
Organism: Fraxinus pennsylvanica
Lineage: Eukaryota; Viridiplantae; Streptophyta; Magnoliopsida; Lamiales; Oleaceae
Source: the annotation of a GenBank genome assembly
AUGGAGGCGUCGCAAGGAGGAGGAUCGGAGAGAGAGAUUUCGAACUCUUCGUCGUCUUCCACUCCGGUUCCUGCCGUCGCUACUUUCUGGAAAGAUUUUGAUUUAGAGAAAGAGCGGAGCAUCCUGGACGAACAAGGGCUUAGGAUUGCAGAAAACCAGGAAAACAGUCAGAAAAAUCGCCGGAAGCUUGCAGAAAGCACUAGAGACUUCAAGAAGGCUGCAAAUGAAGAAAAGUUGAGCAUGUUCAACUCAUUACUUAAGGGUUACCAAGAAGAGGUUGAUAAUCUUACGAAGAGAGCAAAAUUUGGAGAAAAUGCUUUUCUUAACAUUUACCAGAAACUUUACGAAGCUCCAGACCCUUAUCCAGUUCUUGCUUCAAUUGCAGAGAAGGAUUCCAAAUUGUCUGAAUUAGAGUCCGAGAACCGAAAGAUGAAGGUUGAGCUUGAGGAGUUCCGCACAGAGGCAACUCAUCUGAAAAAUCAACAGGCAACAAUAAGAAGACUUGAAGAGCGGUGCCGUCAGUUGGAACAACAGAUGGAGGAAAAAGUGAAAGAAAUUUUGGAGAUUAAGCAACGCAAUUUAGCGGAGGAGAACCAGAAAACGAUGGAGGUUCUAAAAGAAAGGGAGCGGAUGUUGCAAGAUCAAUUACGCCAAGCUCAAGAAAGUGUUUCUGCCAUGCAAAAACUACAUGAACUUGCCCAGAACCAGAUGUUUGAGCUUCGUGCCCAAUCAGAGGAGGAGAGAGCAACAAAGCAAUCAGAGGUGAAUCUUUUAAUGGAUGAAGUUGAACGUGCUCAAACUCUUCUUCUAAGUCUUGAGAGGGAGAAGGGUCUUUUGCGUUCCCAGUUACAAUCAGUGAAUGAAGAGAAUGGACAUAAAAGUGAUAGCUUGGAUUCCAAUACCGUCCUCGAGAAUUCUCUGAGUGCAAAGGAAAAGAUGAUAUCUGAAUUGAAUAUGGAACUUCAUAACAUAGAAACCACCUUACUGAAUGAGCGGGAAAAUCAUAUGAAUGAGAUGAAGAAGUUUAAAGCUAUGCUCAAUGAGAAGGAAGUCGAGCUUGAUGAGAUGAAGAAAGAGCUUCAGUCAAGGCCAACGGAAAAAUUAAUUGACGAUUUGCGAAAGAAAAUAAAAAUUUUGCAGGCAGUGGGCUAUAAUUCAAUUGAGGCUGAAGACUGGGAAGUAGCUACUAGUGGGGAAGAGAUGAGCAAACUAGAGACUUUACUUCUUGACAAGAACCGAAAAAUGGAGCAUGAAUUGACACAAUUGAAGGUUAAACUCUCUGAAAAGACAUCUUCUCUUGAAGCAGCCGAAUUCAAGAUCAGAGAACUAACAGCAAAGAUCAGUGAUCAACAGAAGCUAAUACAGAAGCUUGAAGAUGACAUACAAAAGGGUUACAGUUCAAAAGAUAAAAAGGGCACUCUCUUUGAUGAUUGGGACCUGUCAGAGUCUGGAGGCUCAGAGCAACCCGAGAAUGCAGAACAAAAACAUGCUAUUUCAGAUCAAGAUCAGAGCUCUAUGCUGAGAGUGAUUUGCAAUCAACGAGAUCGUUUUCGGGCACGCUUGCGGGAGACUGAAGAGGAAAUAAGACAUCUGAAGGAGAAGAUUGGACUGCUGACCUCUGAACUUGAGAAAACAAAAGCAGAUAAUGUCAAACUCUAUGGAAAAAUUCGCUAUGUUCAGGAUUACAAUUCUGAAAAAGUAAUCUCCAGAGGAUCAAAGAAGUUUGCGGAGGACAUGGAAAGUGGUUUUAGCUCUGAUGUGGAAUCCAAGUAUAAGAAAAUAUACGAGGAUGAUAUUAAUCCCUUUGCAGCAUUUUCAAAGAAGGAAAGAGAUCAAAGGUACAAGGAACUGGGAUUGAGGGAUAAAAUUACCCUCAGCAGUGGGCGGUUUCUUCUUGGUAACAAGUAUGCUAGAACUUUUGCGUUUUUCUAUACCAUUGGAUUGCACAUUUUAGUGUUCACCUGCCUCUACAGGAUGUCGGCUCUAAGCUACCUCAGCCAUGUACCCGAGGAAACCCUUCUUGGAGAUAAAACCGUCAAUCUUCCACAUCAAUAG